Molecule: messenger RNA, 1615 nt
Organism: Corylus avellana
Lineage: Eukaryota; Viridiplantae; Streptophyta; Magnoliopsida; Fagales; Betulaceae
Product: phosphoserine aminotransferase 2, chloroplastic
Biological process (GO): L-serine biosynthetic process
Cellular component (GO): cytoplasm; chloroplast stroma
Molecular function (GO): O-phospho-L-serine:2-oxoglutarate transaminase activity; pyridoxal phosphate binding
Source: RefSeq, a predicted model, not a curated record
AGAUUCGUAUCGCAUUGUAAGCUCUGCAAAAAAAGCUCUCUCUCUCUCUCUCUCUCUCUCUCACACACACUCUGGGUCUCUGAGAUCUCGAAUCUAACCUGUGAACACCAUGGCUAUGGCAACCUCACCCCACUCACUCCUCCUCCAGAACCCCAACCGUCCCCUCCUCAAAAACCCCAUCAGCCCCACCACCCGCCUCAAUACUCUUCACCUCCCCGCCAAGCCCAUCUCAAUCAAAUGGGCCGCCACAGCAGCCCAGACCCAGGAUCAGCGCCCACUGACCAACACACCUGCUCAGUCCCAAGAUCGGGUUUUCAACUUCGCCGCCGGGCCCGCCACCCUACCGGAGAACGUCCUCCUCAAGGCCCAGUCCGAGCUCUACAACUGGCGCGGAUCCGGCAUGAGCGUCAUGGAGAUGAGCCACCGCGGCAAGGAGUUCCUAUCCAUCAUCCAAAAGGCAGAGGCGGAUCUCCGCACCCUUUUGAAUAUCCCCUCCGAAUACGCCGUCCUCUUCCUCCAAGGCGGCGCCACUACCCAGUUCGCCGCGAUCCCUCUGAACGUGGUUAAACCCGAAGACCCUGUCGAUUACCUGGUCACUGGGUCGUGGGGCGACAAGGCCUUUAAGGAGGCACAGAAGUUCUGUAAGCCCAAGGUGAUCUGGUCCGGCAAAUCGGAGAAGUACACGAGAAUCCCGGCUUUCGAGGGGCUGGAGCAGAGUCCGGACGCCAAGUAUUUGCAUAUAUGCGCCAAUGAGACAAUUCACGGGGUCGAGUUCAAGGACUACCCAACUCCGAAGAAUGGUAUUCUCAUCGCGGAUAUGUCUUCGAAUUUCUGUUCCAAGCCGGUGGACGUGUCGAAAUUCGGGAUCAUAUACGCUGGGGCGCAGAAGAACGUGGGGCCAUCUGGGGUCACCAUUGUGAUCGUCAGGAAAGAUCUGAUUGGGAACGCCCAAGAGAUCACACCCAUCAUGCUCGACUACAAGAUCCACGCAGAGAAUAACUCGCUGUAUAACACUCCUCCUUGUUAUUGUAUCUACAUGUGUGGGUUGGUGUUCGAGGACUUGUUGGAGCAGGGUGGGUUGGUGGAGGUGGAGAAGAAGAACGAGAAGAAGGCUAAGAUUCUGUACGAUGCGAUCGAUGAGAGCAACGGGUUUUACAGGUGCCCGGUGGAGAAGUCGGUGAGGUCGUUGAUGAACGUGCCGUUCACGUUGGAGAAGCCGGAGUUGGAGGCUGAUUUUGUGAAGGAGGCGGCUAAGGAGAAGAUGAUUCAGCUCAAGGGGCAUAGGUCGGUUGGGGGCAUGCGUGCUUCUAUAUACAAUGCUAUGCCUUUGGCCGGGGUUGAGAAUUUGGUUGCUUUCAUGAAGGAUUUCCAGACCAGGCAUGCCUGAUGAUUUUAGACAUUAUAGCAAUUUUGUUGUUUCUGGUCUUGUUUGCUAUUUAGUUUGUUGUUGACUGAAGUGCAUUUCAGGAUAAUGAUCUGGGAUGAUGUUCAUCUUCAUGUCCAGCAAGAGAAAUUUUAGUGUGUUAGGCUUUAGAUUAUUGUAAUGUCUUGAAGCUCCUGUUACAUGAGUUACUGAUUUGCAAAAUCGUUUAUAUGGAUUAUCUUGUUUUGAGUU